This is a messenger RNA of Helianthus annuus (common sunflower), 1118 nucleotides long. RefSeq lists its product as uncharacterized. Gene Ontology annotation, molecular function: DNA endonuclease activity, producing 5'-phosphomonoesters; structural molecule activity. The record is from RefSeq and is a predicted model, not a curated record. The coding region runs from base 117 to 737 and encodes 206 amino acids. The transcript is spliced from 3 exons. Lineage: Eukaryota; Viridiplantae; Streptophyta; Magnoliopsida; Asterales; Asteraceae.
AAAUUCUUUCCCAAAAUUCAAAACACCCCGCCCACAAAUUCCACUUUAAAACACCCAUUUCAGAUCCAAUUUCACCCCAACAAUCAUCCUCCACUUUAUCGGUUUACAGUGUUCCGAUGGCUUCUGAUGAAACUAAUGGGUCCAGCAAAAGGGGGAGAAAAGACCUUUUAAAUGUGGCAUACAAACUCUCCAAGAGUAGAACAACAAACGAGUCAUACACAAAGGCUAUAAACUCCGAUUCAAAACAGUCAGCAUUACAAAUCAUGAAGGAAGAGCAGCCAAAAUACUUCCUCUUUAAUUUCCAAAAGCUUGAUGCACAACUGGAUACGGUUUUUCAACCAGCACAGGCUCCAUGGGUAAGUCCAUACGCCGUGUCUUCUUUCACGAACGUACCACAAGUUAUGCAAAAAUGGGCAGAUGAUUAUUUUUCAUCCGACAGCGCUUCACGCCCAUUGAGACCUCAGUCAAUAAUAAUUGAAGGUGAUUCAAGAACCGGAAAGACAAUGUGGGCAAGAUCAUUGGGAAGACAUAAUUAUUUAAGUGGUUAUUUAGACUUGAAUCCUACGGUUUUCUCUAACGAUGUGGAAUAUAACGUUAUUGAUAACGUUAACCCACAAUGUUUAAAACACUGGAAGGAAUUACUUGGUGCACAAAGAGACUGGCAAGCAAAGUGCAAGUACAGAAAACCGGUUCAGAUCAAAGUAUUGGAGGAGCCCUAUCCCACAUCGAAAGAAUAAGACCUUCCGGUUGUAUUAAUAAGAUCUUGGGUUACUCCCUCUAUCACCAAUUGGUUUUAGAGUGGAACCCCAUAGACUUCAAUACAAAGGUGGUAUUCCUGCUAUCGUGCUAUGCAAUCCGGGUGUCGGGUCAUCGUAUAUAGAAUACCUAAAUAAAUCCAGGAAUGAGGAACUAAAGUCGUGGACAUUACAACAUGUAACCUUCAUUGUCCUUCAAGAGCCACUCUUCUCUACCUAAUCACAAGUGCUGCUUGAAUUUCAAGAUGUGGAUGACUUUGACACCAUUGUCGCAUGGCUCUUUUAUUAGAUUUAAAUUGUAUUUCAUGUAUUAAUUAGAAAAUGCGGUGUUGUUUCUAUUAAUGAAUUGUAUUUAUGUUUUUA